This is a messenger RNA of Lymnaea stagnalis (great pond snail), 3668 nucleotides long. NCBI's taxonomy places the organism in Eukaryota, Metazoa, Mollusca, Gastropoda, Lymnaeidae. The record is from the annotation of a GenBank genome assembly.
CAUAUUAUGCGUGUCUGCCUCUAACUGGCGUCUCCGUGUAUCCUUUGGCCUUCCUCUCUUACUUUUUCCCUGUGGAUUCCAUGUUAGCGAUUGCCUGGUGAUUGAUGGAUACAUAGAUACUUCUUAAAAGAAUAAGGAAUGUCUGAUUUAAUAUUUCCUAAAUGAAAAUCUCAAGGGCGUGGAAAAUUGUGAUGUAUGUAAUUUUCAUGGGAUCAACCCGUGUUUCAGUAAAUACAUAAAAUGUGUAUGUUUAAAUGCUGAGACUUCGCGAAAGUAGUUAGAAAGUAGCACACUAUGCAUUCCAUUUCUGCACCGUUGGAUCCGAUUCUUAGGCUUUAUUAUACGUAUAUAAUAUAUAAUUUCCAUAUAUAUUAAUUCUAAAUUUUAUAGUUAGAUAAUAAAUGCACAUUCUAUAGAUGUUAUAGAAAGUUUUUAGAAGUUCUGAAAUAAUAUAAUAUGAAUAAACCUAUUUCAGCUCUUGUAUUUGACCGAUUUACUUAUCUAAAAGCUCAGUUAUGGGCCUCUAGGAUCUAGGUGACUUAUUAAUUCAAAAUAUUCCCGUUCCUGACACUGACUACGCAGGCGAACGGGAAUUCCUUAAAUUAUAUUAUUAAGACUUUCAUAAGGCAGUUGGUCUCAAACUAAUGAAACAUCCUCUCUAUCAUUCAAUAAAGUAAGUGUCGCUGUGAUUUACAAUUUCAACAAUUUACAUUAUAAUUAAUAGAUAAAUUUGUAUUUUCUAAAAAGAAAAUGGUCGUAAGCUUUUACAAAAUUUACGUUACCUGUAAUCGCUUCACAUUAUAAAAGAUCCAUAAUAUAUAUACUUUUAAAAAUUUAUUCUUGGAAAUUCCCGUAAUAUAAAUAUAUUUUUUGCCUCAUUAUAUCUCCAACCUUCUAACGUUAGAUCUAGGUUUAUAAAAUUGUUUAUAUUGUGUUAUCCAAAUUUCUGUUUAUCAAUCUUUGGAAUAUUGAUUUUAAAAAAGCAACCAAAAAAAAAAAACAACAAAAAACGAUAGAAUAACCUUCUAGCCUGUGUCGUGAAAAAACAACAACAACAAAAAAAACCAAAAAAACAAGACACUUCUUAACAGAAAUUAAAGCAGUCAUACACUUCAACGAUUUUUUAAACCUUAAAAACGUAAUGAAUAAACACGAAAUGAAUGACAUUGCCCAUCAAUAUUUUCGAGGAUUGACAUGGUUUGACCCGUAGCCAACAGCGUUUGAACUGCACCCUCAUGACGCAGUCGCUAAGGAUAUCAACCCCGAAAAAUCUUUUAUUACUACAACAAAAGAAAAGACACCAUGUUAAGUUCGACCUAAUUUUAUUCUCCGCGACGCCAGCUCGUUGUGUGUUCCAGGCCCACAAGCUUCCGUAAACAUGUUAUUGUGUUUGUUACAAAUUUAACAUUGUUUUGAAAAAUAAAUGCGUGACAUCAAUCAGUGAGAUGUACACGGAACCCGACAUUGAUCAUGUAUAGUAGUGAAGACAUUGUGUGAUGGACAGUGGGAACUUAAGAAAAGUAGCUUUAAAUAAUUUACAGUCUGUCGGAUAGCUUCGUCCUACGUUCAAACAUUUUCAGCCCUUCAAAUAAAAUUACAUCUGUCCUUGUUUUUUCUACCCCUCCCCCCUCCCCUUCCCCUUCCCCCACCCCAUCCCACUCUCCUCCAACAUUACCUAAACAUUAUUGGAUGAGUGGUAGAAAAAAAGAAGAUAUUUUGUAAAAUUCCUAAUCUAGUCUGUAUAAAAAAAUAUCUGUAUAGAUAACCAAAAUACAACUCAACCCCUCAUUUGUACCGCUAUUUUUAAAGAACUAAGAAAACGCCACUUAUAAUUUUGACAGUUUUAAUUUUUUAUUUUUUAAAUUGUAUUUCUUCAGGAGGCUAAAACACAACACAGCUGGGACUCAUCUCAAGGUUAUAACACAUCUCCUGUUUGUUGAAACACGCUCAAUUUUUUACACGCACAACCGACGUCAAAAAACACACCUGGCUUUUGAAACAUUUGGCUCCCAAGCAGAGACAGGACGUUCCACAUCUAAGGGGAUAAAUCGUUUUAAAAUUUCCAACUCGCCUCUGCUUUAACUAGAUAUUACGCCAUCACAAAUGGCUUACAAUCUCGACCGCAACCCUUUAGGAGCCACGUCAUCUGAUUCACUGACACAGAGAGACUCCACGGAGAAACUUCUGGAGUCCAUCUCUGGGCUGGAAAGGGCCAAAAUGGAAAGCUUGUUCUCUUCAUACAAAUCUGUUAUUAAAGCUGUGCUCAGUGUUAGCGAGGAUCUCCCAGCAAGUUUCAUAUUUUACUGUGCCGACAAGAUGGUCAAUGAAGGGAAGGAGAUUUCUUCCCAGGCGCUGCUAGUAGAAUGUGAUAACCUCUUGGACAUGAUACCAGAAAACUCGUUGCUACAAAUAAUAAAUAACAUUGGAGACAUUACAAUUUCCAGUCUCGAGGCAAGCGAAAUUUCAAAUUUGACUAUUUCCAACAUAAGUGGGGCUGAGAACCCUCGGAGCAGUUCAUCCGAUGAAGCUUGUUUUCAGGACACAGCCAGAUGUUCAUCAGCCGACGGAGGAAAUGCUUUCAAAAUUCAGGCGAACACAACAGUAAAGAAUGUAGUCUCAAAUAACGUCAACUUGGUCGAUGGUGUUGAUUCGGCGCAUGUGCGGAGCACACCAGUGUACGAAGACGAGGUCGACAGGAUCAGUCUAACAUCUUUCCCGAAUUAUCAGAGUUUGGAUCCAGGGUCUUCUGCUACGGGGAAGGGUGGGGUCGUUGGCGCUGUUGGACUUUUCGGCUUAGUCCACCCUCCACUGAAAACGCAAACUAAAAACACUGCUGCCGAUCUUUUAGUUCAGGGGGACGGUUCGAGGUCUUUAGACUCCAAGCAGUGUUUAAUGGCCGUGACCAGGGAAAACGAGUUCUUGGAGACGAGGCUCCAGUGCGUUCUGUGCAAGGCACGACCUCGGGCCACCACUUUCUUGCCUUGCGGACAUUUUCUUGUGUGUGGCCCGUGUUCAACUGACAUCUACGUUUGCUCGAUGUGCCAUGCACACGUGUUGGGCGAGGUGACAACACGGACGGUCUCACACAUUGACAGAAACCCUUAAGAAGAAUACUUUACAUUUCAAAAUUUUGGGUCAGUUUGUUUUAUUUUAAAUUUUGAACGAAAAAUGUCGAACAGCUCAUCGAUAGCACAAAUGUACACAUAUGAAACCGAUGUGCAGUAAAUAUGCAUAAUAUGUAAGUGAUGUGCAGCGACAUAAAUCCGGGUGCAUUUAUGAAGUCACACAAAUGGAACAUAGCAAUGGAUGAGAGGAACACAAACUUAGAAAAUUCUUGAAGGAGUUUUCUCUUACAGGUCAGCUGAUGUGUCUAUGGAUCAACUUGUAUAGUUUCGAAAGUUGUAGUAAUUUAAGCAUUUUUUUAAAAAUUAUGAACGCAUUUCAAACGGUAAUGUCAUGGAAGUCUUCGCUUUGAAACCAAUUGAACUAUUGUUUAUAAUAUCUGAGUUAGUUAUUCUCAAACAGCUCAAUGAUAGUAUCAUUGAUGUUUAAAAAAAAAAAAGAGAAAUUGAAGAGUUCAGUUCAUAGAAUGGCCUUGUAAAGUAGGAAUUUGUUUUGCACUGAGAAUCAAACGAUUGAUGUUAUUACGUUAAGAAUAUGUACGUGGA